AUGCUUUAUCAUAUUGCGUUGGAUAAUGUAGAUGAGACCAAGUUCGAGAAGGCGAACAGUUUCAACGCGUUAUUGCUCAACAUCGACGCGGAGCUGGAAGAUUCUACAGUGGACUACGACCGCGUACUCCUUGUCAAUUAUGAUGUGGAUGAACCGGAUGAAGAAUCACCAGAAGGACGAGUUUUGGAUAAAGAUAGCUGGUCUAGUGAAGUUAAGAAGCUGUUCCCAUUCCUAUUCGAACAGGAGUCGGCUAUUGAAGGAAAUGUCAUGGCUGCUACCAACGCAUAA
Haemonchus placei is the source of this 288-nucleotide messenger RNA. The record is from the annotation of a GenBank genome assembly. Lineage: Eukaryota; Metazoa; Nematoda; Chromadorea; Rhabditida; Trichostrongylidae.